UGAUUAUUUUUAUUUGUUGUGGGUUAAAAAAAUAAAGUAAAUUGUUAUCUAUGGAUGAUGAUAACCGUCACAUGCCGACAAAGAUGGUGGGGGUUAACUCCAAUGGGACAAUGUUAACUUUGAUUCUUUUGAUGGUUUUCCACUUUGCGUGCUAAUUUCCAAGAAAAAACAUGACUGUAUGAGUGAUUAUUAAUGAAUUAGAAGUUUUAGUUUGAUCAAUUUAGUGAAGAUGACGGUCACGUAUACAGCAGAGGUAGCAACGAGUAGAUUAGGAUGUUUUUUAAAAUUAUUAACAAGGUGGAGAGGAAGUAUUUAUAAGUUAGUUUGGUUUGAACUAACAAUAUUCUUGGUGCUGUAUUACUUUUUCAGUAUUUUAUAUAGAUGUGUAUUGGUAUACGAUGAAAAUGCUAAAAGUACUUUUGAAAAUAUUGUUAAAUAUUGUAAAGGUUACAUGGAUCUGAUACCAAUUUCGUUCGUUUUGGGAUUUUAUGUAUCAAUAGUUAUGACGAGAUGGUGGAAUCAAUACACAACUAUUCCAUUUCCUGAUCCUUUGGCUGUUUUUGUUAGUUCAACAAUUCACGGUAUGGAUGAAGGUGGUCGAAUGAUGCGACGUACAAUAAUGCGUUACGUCUGUCUUUGCAUAACAAUAAUGUUCACUGGUAUUUCUCCGCGAGUAAAAAAGCGUUUCCCUUCAUUGGACCAUUUAGUCGAGGCGGGUUUGCUGCAGGACAGCGAAAGAGAAAUUAUAACCGAUUUAAACGCAAAAUUUCCAAAAUACUCGAAAUAUUGGAUGCCCAUCGUUUGGGCAGCUAGUAUAAUAACGAGAGCUCGAAAAGAAGGCCGAAUUCGCGACGAUUUCGCCGUUAAAACGAUGCUAGAUGAAUUAAAUAAAUUAAGAGGAAAAUGCGGAUUAUUGCUCAGUUUUGAUACUAUAAGUGUACCUUUGGUUUACACUCAAGUGGUGACUUUGGCGGUGUAUACAUAUUUUUUAACGACUUUAAUGGGUCACCAAUUUAUCGAUACGAGUGAUAACAAUUAUUUUAAUAUGUAUUUACCCAUUUUUACUUUAUUACAAUUUUUCUUUUAUAUGGGAUGGUUAAAAGUUGCAGAAUCACUUAUUAAUCCAUUUGGUGAUGAUGACGAUGAUUUUGAAAUUAAUUGGAUGAUUGAUAGAAACUUGCAGGUUAGUUAUUUAAUAGUUGAUGAAAUGCACCACUCACAUCCUGAAUUAGUGAGAGAUCAGUAUUGGGAUCAAGUGUUCCCUGCUGAACUUCCGUACACGUUAGCUGCUGAACCGUUUCGUGAAUCGCAUCCUUUACCAUCAACUGCAAAUAUUGCAGUUUAUCGCGAUGAUAUUCUUCCACCUACGUCGGUUAAAGUUGACGAUAAUCAAAUUUACAGCGAUAUGAACAGUGGGAUUAUGUUCACUGCUAAACCAUCACAUUUAAGAAGGGGAACUUCGCAAUCUUCUAAUAUAGGUACAACUGUUCCAGAUUCAAUAUCUCGAGUAAGUUCGGUAACGAAUAUGUUGAAGAAAAUAUUUAAUCGCGAAAAUAGCCGAACGGAAUCAGAGCCUCAAAGAGAAUCUCCGAUUGAAUUAGCUCCUGGUACUUCGGUUCCAACAACUCCAAAAACGAUCGCUGGAAGUCCAGGAACGGCGAAUCAAGUAUUAUUAAAACCGGGGGCAACGAAACUUACCGAUCAAGUUAUUGAAGAAGUGGAUGAACAAACGACUAUAACCUCAAUGAAGGGGGCCAACGAUCUGAAACCGACGGUAUUUAACGUGUUUGGCGUUCCAGCAAGGUCACAACCUAUUUCCGUUCCGCAACAAUUAAAUAAAUAUGAUGACAUAUCACAUGAUCCUUUUUCAAAAUCAGCUCCUGAAGGUGAUGAAGAAAAAGAUCAAUGUGAUAACAUCAGUAUAGGCUCUGCUACGGAUGAGGAUAGUGAAGAGGAUGCUUUUACAAGGUUAAGAAGGAAAAGAUUGCAAGAAAGGAGGAGUAGGUUUAUGUUGAGCUUGGGUAGAUCGUUGAGCAGUAACGUAGAUUUUAAUGAGCACCAAAAUUUAAUAGAUAGAUCGCCGACGAGUCCGCAAUACAUAAGAAGCACCUCUCAAAGGGAUAACCUGCAUGAUCAUGCUGAUAUUUUAUUAUACGAAAAAAUGCCGCCAGAACAUAAAUGAUGUUUUGAUUAACUUUAAUUAAUAGAUUUAAUAUGAUUUAAAUAAACAAACAACUUGCAAUGUGAUAUAAAAAUGUUUAAGGAUAACUUAUUCUUGUUAAUAAGCUGCAAUCAAAAUGCUAUACAUUACUUAUUUUAUAUAUUUUUAUAAAGUCUUUAACAGUAUUUUUUAAUGUAGGUGUAGA
Messenger RNA from Onthophagus taurus, 2366 nucleotides. Its product is annotated as bestrophin-4. The record is from RefSeq and is a predicted model, not a curated record. Lineage: Eukaryota; Metazoa; Arthropoda; Insecta; Coleoptera; Scarabaeidae. Gene Ontology annotation, molecular function: chloride channel activity.